Molecule: messenger RNA, 288 nt
Organism: Symbiodinium pilosum
Lineage: Eukaryota; Dinophyceae; Suessiales; Symbiodiniaceae
Source: the annotation of a GenBank genome assembly
AUGCGGCAGGAGGAGGCAGCGGCCAAGCAGAAGGCCGAAGCCGAAACUGAAGGGCUGGAGGCCAAGCCUCUAGUCGAGGCGAUGUACGAUAUGCCCAAGGAGGAUCGUCUGGGCCCGGGAGGCCUGGAUCCCGUGGAGGUGUUUGGGGAGCUCCCCGAGGUCCUGCAGCGCUGCUUCAAAGAAGGCGACGUGGAGCUGCUAAAGCAAGUGGCUCAAGAGAUGCCGGAGGAGGAGUUCGAGAUGCAUUUCCAGAGAUGUAUCGAUUCGGGCCUUUGGCGUCCGGGCUGA